Balaenoptera ricei (Rice's whale) is the source of this 1358-nucleotide messenger RNA. RefSeq names its product PDZ binding kinase (gene PBK). Gene Ontology annotation, molecular function: protein serine/threonine kinase activity; ATP binding. Bases 166 to 1137 code for a protein of 323 amino acids. The record is from RefSeq and is a predicted model, not a curated record. The transcript has 8 exons. Gene Ontology annotation, biological process: protein phosphorylation. Lineage: Eukaryota; Metazoa; Chordata; Mammalia; Artiodactyla; Balaenopteridae.
GUUCCCAUCGCAACGACAGUUGCUGACUGUUUGUGUUGGCAGGUGGGACGUGCAGGCGGUCGCGGCUUGUUGUCGGGGGCCACUCGGGACCAAUUUUCAAGACAGCCUUGGCCUGGACAUCUCGUCGUCCCACCGCGCGGCUCCGGACCUUGAGUGAUUAUUACAAUGGAAGAAACCAGUAAUUUCAAGACACCAAGCAGAUUAUCUGAAAAAAAGAAAUCUGCAUCGUGUUUAACUCCAUGCAUAAAUAUUCCUGCCUCUCCGUUUAUGCAGAAGCUUGGCUUUGGUACUGGGGUAAAUGUCUACCUCAUGAAAAGAUCUCCAAGAGGUUUGUCUCAUUCUCCUUGGGCUGUGAAAAAGAUUAAUCCUAGAUGUAAUGAUGAUUAUCAGAGUGUGUAUCAAAAGAGACUAACUGAUGAAGCUAAGAUUUUGAAAAGCCUUAAUCAUCCAAACAUUAUAGGUUACCGUGCUUUCACUAAAGCUAGCGAUGGUAGUCUCUGUCUUGCUAUGGAAUACGGAGGUGAAAAGUCUCUGAAUGACUUAAUAGAAGAACGAAAUAGAGAUAGCCGAGAUCCUUUUCCAGCAGCCAUAAUUUUAAAAGUUGCUUUGAAUAUGGCAAGAGGGUUAAAGUAUUUGCACCAAGACAAGAAACUGCUUCAUGGAGAUAUAAAGUCUUCAAAUGUUGUUAUUAAAGGUGAUUUUGAAACAAUUAAAAUUUGUGAUGUAGGAGUCUCUCUACCAUUGGAUGAAAAUAUGACCGUGACUGACCCUGAGGCCUGUUAUAUUGGCACUGAGCCCUGGAAACCUAAGGAGGCUCUGGAGGAGAAUGGUAUUAUUACUGACAAGGCAGACAUAUUUGCCUUUGGCCUUACUCUGUGGGAAAUGAUGACUUUAUCUAUUCCACACAUUAGUCUUCCAGAUGAUGAUGAUGAUGAAGAUAGAACUUUUGAUGAAAGUGACUUUGAUGAUGAAGCGUACUAUGCAGCCUUGGGAACGAGGCCUCCUGUUAACAUGGAAGAACUGGACGCGUCGUACCAGACAGCAAUCGAGCUCUUCUCUGUGUGCACUCAUGAAGACCCGAAAGAUCGCCCUUCUGCUGCGCACGUCGUUGACGCUUUGGAAAUGGAUGUCCUGUGAUCACCUCAUGCUCAUGACUGCCGGAGCUUCAAGUGUAGCUUGUGUGUAUAGCUGUUCUGUUUACCAUAAUACAUUUAUAUAGUUAUUAUGAUGGCCCAUAAUUAUUAGACUUUUCAGAAGUGGCCAUUUUAGGACCGUAGAUAGCACCUUUUUAACAUUUGAACGACUAUUUCUAUUAUAAAGGUAUUUCGUGUAUGCUUAUGCUAAUAAGCAUUUGAGAU